Messenger RNA from Apiotrichum porosum, 672 nucleotides. RefSeq lists its product as uncharacterized. NCBI's taxonomy places the organism in Eukaryota, Fungi, Basidiomycota, Tremellomycetes, Trichosporonales, Trichosporonaceae. The record is from RefSeq and is a predicted model, not a curated record. The transcript has 6 exons. Gene Ontology annotation, cellular component: fungal-type vacuole membrane; vacuolar transporter chaperone complex. Bases 1 to 672 code for a protein of 223 amino acids.
AUGUCCUCGGAGACCACCCCCCUCAAUCCCAACAGCGGUGAACCGUCGACAGGCGUCAGCCGUGUGAUCAACGAUGCGUCUGAGCUCUUCUGGCAGCCCUUCUCGCAGGGUGCCCUCAACCUCCUCCCCCGCCGCGGCGAGGGUAUGCGUGUCAAGAGCAAGCGCGGCGACAACCUCCCGGACUCUGACACCCGCCCUCUCCUGACCGACUACCACUCGAUCAACGACCCCUCUAUUCGCGUCCGCGUGCCCAAGAAGAAGCCUACCCCGGUCAAGGUUGAGGCCAAGGUGUGGUUCGCCAACGAGCGCACCUACAUCUCGUACCUUUCCAUGGGUCUCCUCCUGUCCACUAUCGCCUCGGGUCUCCUCUUCGGUGCGCGCGACAGUCUCGCACGCUACUUUGCCGUUGCCUAUGCUCUCAUUGCCGCCGCUGUCCUCAUCUACGGCUACGUCAUUUACCAGAAGCGCCUCACGAUGAUUGCCACGCGCUACCCGGGCUCGUUUGACCAGCUCGUCGGCCCGCUCCUGAUCUGCGUCGCGCUCUUCAUUGCCAUCCUGGCCAACUUCAUCUUCCGUCUCGUGGAGGCGCGCAAGGCCCAGCCGGGCGUCAACCCCCUCUCGUUCACCAACGCUUGGCAGGUCGCUGGCAAGGAGAGCACUUGGCUCAACUAG